Oikopleura dioica is the source of this 312-nucleotide messenger RNA. Lineage: Eukaryota; Metazoa; Chordata; Appendicularia; Copelata; Oikopleuridae. The record is from the annotation of a GenBank genome assembly.
AUGGGGCGGAAGAAAAAGGCUGAAAACGGGGAAUUGAAUGUUGGUACGAGUGGAAGUGCGGCUGUUGCUGAAGUUAAGCCGCUGUCGACUGACUCGGAUGACGACCAAACUUAUGAGGUGCACUCAAUCAUUGCUUCGCGCAUGACUGAAGCAGGUAGACUCUUUCUGGUGAAAUGGGAGGGUUUUACAGACGAAGACAACUCAUGGGAGCCCGAAGACAAUCUUACUGGAUCGAUUGACAAAGUAAAGGACUACAUGGCCUUGCGCAAAAGUUGGAUGUCAAAAAUGCCUGCAUCGAAGAAGAUUAGCUAA